GUGUUGCUGCCCCUAGUCACGUGGCACGGGGCGGAAGUCGCGUCUUUUCCGGUGCCGCUGGUUGGAGCCGUCGCUGCCGCAGCUGCCCCUGCCCGGGAUGUAGCGGCCGUUUGAAUUUCCAAGGAAGCAGAGGUGACCUGCUGCAAAGUCUCAGCCUUUACGCAGGUUGAAGUUCAUCGGGAUUUGUUUGUUGACCAGAUGUCAUCCCGGAAAGCAUCAGCAACUAACCAAGGAAAUGGACUCUCCAACAGUAACCGUGAAAGAGGCCAUCUGGAGCUGGCUGAGCUGGGACCACUGCUGGAAGAGAAAGGGGACCAGGGACCUUCCAGUUCAGCCAAUGCCGAUGACCCGCCAUGCACGGUGACCCAAGAAGAAGAAGAAGAGGAAGUUCGUGUGCUAACUCUGCCUCUACAGGCUCAUCAUGCCAUGGAAAAGAUGGAGGAGUUUGUAUAUAAGGUGUGGGAAGGGCGCUGGAGGGUGAUUCCCUAUGAUGUGCUCCCAGACUGGCUGAAGGAUAAUGAUUACCUCCUGCAUGGACACAGACCCCCCAUGCCGUCCUUCAGAGCCUGCUUCAAGAGCAUCUUUCGAAUACACACAGAGACGGGCAACAUCUGGACGCACUUACUAGGGUUUGUGUUGUUCCUCUUCCUGGGGAUUCUGACCAUGCUCAGGCCCAACAUGUACUUCAUGGCCCCUCUGCAGGAGAAAGUGGUGUUUGGAAUGUUCUUCCUUGGAGCAGUGCUAUGCCUCAGCUUCUCCUGGCUUUUCCACACUGUCUACUGUCAUUCAGAGAAGGUUUCCCGGACGUUUUCAAAAUUGGAUUAUUCCGGAAUAGCACUGCUGAUCAUGGGUAGUUUUGUCCCAUGGUUAUAUUAUUCAUUCUACUGCUCACCGCAGCCUCGACUCAUCUACCUCUCCAUUGUCUGUGUCCUUGGCAUUUCCGCAAUCAUUGUUGCCCAGUGGGACCGGUUUGCAACGCCCAAACACAGGCAGACAAGAGCAGGAGUGUUUUUGGGGCUGGGGCUCAGUGGCGUUGUGCCUACCAUGCACUUCACCAUAGCAGAAGGGUUUGUAAAAGCAACCACCGUGGGCCAGAUGGGCUGGUUCUUCCUCAUGGCCGUGAUGUACAUCACUGGAGCAGGGCUGUAUGCUGCCCGCAUUCCAGAGCGCUUCUUUCCUGGCAAAUUUGACAUCUGGUUCCAGUCGCACCAGAUCUUCCAUGUGCUCGUGGUGGCUGCUGCCUUUGUCCACUUCUAUGGGGUCUCAAACUUGCAAGAAUUUCGCUACGGACUUGAAGGGGGAUGUACAGACGACUCUCUCCUGUGAGAGCGUCUAAUGAUUUUAGUACAAGCUUCCUAAGUGCUUUUUAAACUACGUCUUUGCUAAAAUCAAAGGAAGACUCUAAACCGUUUGGAGUUUUUUAAAAAGAAAAAUUCAUUAGCAACAUCCGUAAUGACCAAGUCUUUGCAUACCCUCCGAAUGAUUUGUUGGGAUUGCCAGUGGUGUCCAGUGGGAAGAAACAAGCUCGACCAUUAGUCAUCCCUUCUGGAGGAAAAAGAGAAACCAUCUUCUCCAGACAGUGUUUUAACCACAUUAGGAUUUUUCUUACCUUUUCAGGAAUUUUUAUUUCUGGAAGCAAAGGGUGCAGAUAACCUGUUCCCUAUCUUAGCAAAGUAGCCUCAUUUUUAGACCACUUCUGGAGAGACUAAAGUCAUGUGUUAUCAGUUCAAGUUCUGGAUAUUCUGCGUAUCCAUAGCAGCAGAGCUGCCUUGGCGAUUGUCUGGAAGCCCAUAAUGCUAAUGCCUGGCAAUGGUGUACACAGAUUCAUGUAACUUAAGUUUUAAUUGUCUUUUUCUUGAUAAAGCAAUGUAAACUUAAAUGAGAGAAUAUUUAAUAUUUAAUACUAAGCUUUAAAGAGACUUGCUGCCACUUCAGUGUACCUGGCUCCAGGGCCAUCUGUGGUAGUAAAGGAAGGACAGUAUUUUAGGGGAAUGUAGAGCUGCUGUAGCCCAUUGAAAUAAAAAGGUCAAUAGUUAUUGUCUUGC
This is a messenger RNA of Alligator mississippiensis (American alligator), 2045 nucleotides long. It is a transcript of the gene ADIPOR1, whose product is annotated as adiponectin receptor 1. Gene Ontology annotation, cellular component: plasma membrane. Gene Ontology annotation, molecular function: signaling receptor activity. The coding region runs from base 199 to 1326 and encodes 375 amino acids. Lineage: Eukaryota; Metazoa; Chordata; Crocodylia; Alligatoridae. The transcript is spliced from 8 exons. Gene Ontology annotation, biological process: adiponectin-activated signaling pathway. The record is from RefSeq and is a predicted model, not a curated record.